Coffea arabica (coffee) is the source of this 771-nucleotide messenger RNA. RefSeq lists its product as uncharacterized. The record is from RefSeq and is a predicted model, not a curated record. NCBI's taxonomy places the organism in Eukaryota, Viridiplantae, Streptophyta, Magnoliopsida, Gentianales, Rubiaceae. Gene Ontology annotation, molecular function: zinc ion binding; nucleic acid binding.
AUGGCAAAAGAACUGGUGGAAAUAAUGCAAAAUUUUACACUCUCAAGUAAAGGAAGAGGAAGUACCUAUCUGGAUCUGGGAGAUGUGGAUGACGGUAUCAUGGAUUGUCAAGACAGUCUGAUAGGAAAAAUUAAAGGGGAAAAAAUAGCCAACUUUACUGGUGUAAAAAAAUUUGUAACAGUGGCAUGGAGUUAUCCCAAAGGACUGGAAGUCAUAGAAUUGUGGCCAAACUUGUUCCAGUUUACUAUACCUGAUGCCCAGGAUAAGGAGAGGAUAUGGUUAAGAGGUCCAAGGGUGACAGAUAACCAAAUUCUGGUUUUGAGAGAAUGGGAAAUAGGUAUUGAAGAAAAUGACUCAGCUUUUAACCUUGCUCCUUUAUGUGUUCAAUUUUGGAACCUCCCUUUACACUGGUUGACAAAGUCAGUAGAAAAGAAGAUUGGAGCUAUUUUUGAUGAGGUAAAAGAUGUCAUCAUCCAACAAACGGGAGGCAAAGAAGGUAAGCAUAUGAAAAUUCUGGUGCAGGCAGAUAUUAGUCAACCAUUGUUGAGAGGCACAACUGUACAAAUGAAUGGAGUGAAUAAAUGGCUAUCUUUUAGAUAUGAAAAAUGCUCGGACUUCUGCUACAGUUGUGGGAUUAUUGGGCAUAGUGAAAGGAAUUGUAAAGAGCCUGCGGUGGUGAAAAGUGGACAACAUCAAAAUCAAUAUGGACCUUGGUUGAGAGCUGUAAGCAGUAAAGGAUCCCCCCAAAAAGAGAAUAAUCCAAAAAUUUGA